AUGGCCCAGAGCACACAAGAAGCAGAAGGAGAGCAACAGAGGCGACAAGCUGUGCUCCGGGAGCGAUAUUUGAGCUUUUUGCAGAAAUCCGCCGACAAGCCAGCCACCAUCGAAAUGUGCGAACGAACUACGGUCACCGCCACAAUUAAAGCAUUUCAACCGUCUUCGGAGCACGUGAUCGUCGAAAAACUCGCCACACCCAUCGGAAUUCUCGACAAAGCCGCACUACGAUCGACGGAUAUUGUCAAAAUCACAUUUGACGGAAAUUCGAAAAAUUAAUUCUUUUUUUUUUAAACUUUUUUUUUUACAACUGUAUAUUUAUAAUAAAUCUGCAAGCUUUGUAAA
Caenorhabditis elegans is the source of this 345-nucleotide messenger RNA. RefSeq names its product Gem-associated protein 7 (gene C24H11.5). Lineage: Eukaryota; Metazoa; Nematoda; Chromadorea; Rhabditida; Rhabditidae. The record is from RefSeq and is marked reviewed. Gene Ontology annotation, cellular component: SMN-Sm protein complex. The coding region runs from base 1 to 279 and encodes 92 amino acids. The transcript is spliced from 3 exons.